This is a messenger RNA of Pseudogymnoascus verrucosus, 1344 nucleotides long. RefSeq lists its product as uncharacterized. Bases 1 to 1344 code for a protein of 447 amino acids. Gene Ontology annotation, molecular function: hydrolase activity, hydrolyzing O-glycosyl compounds. Lineage: Eukaryota; Fungi; Ascomycota; Leotiomycetes; Thelebolales; Thelebolaceae. Gene Ontology annotation, biological process: carbohydrate metabolic process. The transcript is spliced from 3 exons. The record is from RefSeq and is a predicted model, not a curated record.
AUGCAGAUUUUAAUUCCUUUCGCAGCGUUGCUCGCCCUUCCUGCGACUCAAGCUAUUGUCCUCCCAGAUGGCACGGGAAGAUUGCCGGCACUAGGUUGGAACUCGUGGAACGCUUACUACUGCGACAUCGACGAGGCAAAGAUUUUGACAGCAGCGCAUGCAAUCAUUGAUCUCGGUCUAAAGGAUGCAGGCUACGAAUAUGUCAACAUCGACGACUGCUGGUCAAUAAAGGACAGCAGAGACAAUGUCACGAAUCAAAUAAUUCCCGACCCACUGAAGUUCCCUACUGGGAUCAAAGGUAUUGCCGAUGAAAUACACGAUCUCGGUCUCAAAGUAGGAAUCUACGGCUCUGCAGGUACCAAGACAUGCGGCGGCUUCCCGGCUCAGAUAGGCAACGAAUACCUCGACGCAGCAACCUUCGCUGCUUGGGAAAUCGACUACCUAAAAUACGACAACUGCUACGUGCCUGACAACUGGACCGACAUCUACAGCGCAUGCGUGCCGGAUCAAUGGCAAACUUACGGACCAUACAUCAACGGGACCUGCCCCAGCGCCUCUAGCGGACAAGACGAAAUCUCGGCGCCUCCCGGCUACGACUGGAGCACCUCGCUCUCGGCAAUCCGCUACGGCAUAAUGAGCGACGCCCUCCUUGCCCAAAACCGCACGAUCCUCUACUCCCUCUGUAACUGGGGCCACGCCGCUGUUCAAACCUGGGGCGGCAGCACCGGCUCCUCGUGGCGCAUAACAGGCGACAUCACGCCGUGGUGGGCCCGCGUCGCCGAAAUACUGAACGAAGGCUCCUUCCUGAGCAACUACGCCAAUUUCUGGGGCCACAACGAUCUCGACAUGCUGCACAUCGGCAACGGGAACCUCACGCUCGCGGAAUCGCGGAGUCAUUUCGCGUUCUGGGCUGCUAUGAAAUCGCCUAUUAUCAUUGGAACCGAUCUAUUAAAACUCGAUUCUGAGAAAGUCGCGAUAUUGAAGAACAAAGCGUUGUUGGCGUUUCAUCAAGAUGAUAAAUUCGGAAAGCCGGCGGAGCCGUAUAAAUGGGGCGUUAACCCGAAUUGGACUUUUAAUGCUACCCAUCCGGCUGAGUAUUGGAGUGGAGCUAGUAAAGCGGGCACGUUGGUGCUGGCGAUGAAUACAUUAGAGAAGAAAGCGUGGAGGGAGAUUAAGUUUAGUGAAGUCCCGCAGCUGAAGAAAUUGGGUGCCUCUAAAGACAGUUUUGAGGUUAGGGAUAUUUGGUCUGGGAAAUAUUUGGGUUGUGUGAGAGGGAGUAUUGGGAGGUGGGUCGGGAGCCAUGAUACGGUGGGCUUUGUAGUUGGGAAGAAGUGCCGGGGGUGA